This is a messenger RNA of Dermacentor silvarum, 8240 nucleotides long. Its product is annotated as adenosylhomocysteinase-like 1. The record is from RefSeq and is a predicted model, not a curated record. The coding region runs from base 1200 to 2867 and encodes 555 amino acids. Gene Ontology annotation, biological process: L-methionine cycle. Gene Ontology annotation, cellular component: cytosol. The transcript is spliced from 14 exons. Lineage: Eukaryota; Metazoa; Arthropoda; Arachnida; Ixodida; Ixodidae.
UUGGCAGUAGAAGUCUGGGCAAGAAACCAAAUCCCUUUUGGCGUUUCUGUUUCCGGGUUUCCGUUUUUUGUUUGUUUGUUUGUUCCUUUGUUCGUGUAAACCGUCGCCUUUGGCGGGGAAUCGUCCAGAUUGGUCGAGCGAGGCAACAGGAUUGUCGGGGGAGGCAUUGCGAGUGUUUGAUGGGCUGCCGGUUCAGUGUUCUCUCGGCUGGCGGUUUCAGCGCUGCGGCCUCAAGUUCAAGUGGGUGCAAGUGGAAUCGAUGCACUGUUUAUUCUAAUACGAGCUUUCUCUCAGAGGCACGUCUUGCCAAGGCGCUUGUGGUGCGACUGCGUUGACCGUGCCGUGUCAUCCGUUCUCGUCACCUGUGGCGUCUAGUGACCUGCGAGUUCAUCGUACACCCAGUUCGACCGCUCGCUGGACUCGUCAAGUGUCGCUCUGCGUCGACGCUUUCUAGGAAUAUUUGCCAGGCGCGACAAAUGCUGCGGCCUUGUUCGACACUUCUUGCCCGGCAGUCCGUUUUGCGGUGGGACCUGUACAGCCACUCAUCGACCAGCUCACGGAAGGAAUCGUCGGAGGACAUUUGACACUUCCCGAUCCUUAGACCACAGCUAGUCCGAUAUUACUUAUUCUUCUUCAGGUGUAUACAAAGUCCUGGCACGUCUGAAACUUCGCGCGGUAGGAUAUCCCGUGUUUUUUUCAAGAAAUAACCUGCAUACGCCUGUCAGGUGCCUUUCCACAAUACUCGAGGACUAAGUCUGAGCGACUUCUCGUUGCAGAAACAGCGGACUGUUAGUUAGUUCUCAGCUCUGAACAUCAAUAUGUCUCUGGGCUGAACGUGUGCGUGCUGGUGUGUGGGACCGAAUUUAGAGGUCAGUGACCUCAGUGGUGUGCCACUACGCGCUUUCGAGUGAAGCCUGUGCCCGAAGGCGUCAACACAUGAGGACGUGAUGUUCGCCGUGAGCAACUAGCUUCGCCAGUUACGACCCUCGAGGGCACUAUUAAAGAAAGGUCGUUGAAGGACAUCUUCGCGACUGUUUUCGUCUUCAGCGGUUAUCGUCAACGUGUGUCUCCGUGGUGAAUUAGUUACACGAAGGAGGAGUGGAAAAGCCGAGCUCUCGGUCAUCAGUGAUUUCGGACCGCAGCUCCGACAGUGCAUCGCUGUGGACAUCGGGCGAUCGACGCCAGGAUUAACGGCUGUCAUGCCGAUGCUACAGGUCAAGCGCGUGCUCGCCGACAUGCCGUACAGCCAGGUGUCGUGCGUGAACUGGAAGCGCAACUGGCAGGUGACUGUGGCGCCGGACGUGAUUCUGAAGGCGCCAGGCGCGCCCGACGUGGUUCCCAAGGCUCCGGUCAGCAUCCUGGUCAAGCGGGACGACAAGCCGCGCAAGAGCGGCCUGUGCGAGCAGUGCCUCAGCGAGUCGAAGCUCGUGGGAGGGAUCAAGCCUCGCAGCCGCUACCGGAGCCGCUCCCUGUCGGCGUCGUCCACCGACAGCUACAGCUCGGCUUCUUACACAGACACGAGCUCCGACGAUGAAGGCGUGUCACCCCGCGAGAAAGUCCAGAAGAACUCGAAGGGCUUCAGCGACUUCUGCGUCAAGAACAUCUCGCAGGCGGCGUUUGGGCGGCGGGAGAUCGAGAUCGCCGAGCAGGAGAUGCCCGGGAUUAUGGCCCUGCGCAAGCGGGCCGAGCAGGACAAGCCGCUCCAGGGUGCCAAGAUCGUUGGUUGCACGCACAUCAAUGCCCAGACAGCCGUGCUGAUCGAGACCCUGGUUGCGCUCGGGGCGAGCGUGAGGUGGGCUCCAUGCAACAUCUACUCAACCCAGAAUGAAGUUGCAGCUGCUCUUGCUGAAGCAGACAUAUCUGUUUUUGCCUGGAAGGGCGAAUCGGAAGACGACUUCUGGUGGUGCAUAGACAGAUGUGUUCAUUCAGAAAAUUGGCAGCCAAACAUGAUCCUGGAUGACGGUGGUGAUGCGACGCACCUUAUGCUCAAGAAAUAUCCGGCCAUGUUCAAGAUGAUCAAGGGCAUUGUCGAGGAGAGUGUGACAGGCGUGCACCGUCUGUACCAGCUCUCCAAGUCCGGCAGGCUCACUGUGCCGGCCAUGAACGUCAAUGACUCUGUUACUAAGACGAAGUUUGACAACCUCUACAGCUGCAGAGAAUCCAUCCUUGAUGCGCUCAAGCGGUCGACCGACGUCAUGUUUGGCGGCAAGCAGGUCCUGGUGUGUGGUUAUGGCGAAGUCGGCAAAGGCUGCUGCUCUGCUCUGAAGGGCAUGGGAGCCAUCGUGUACGUCACCGAGAUUGACCCCAUCUGUGCCUUGCAAGCCUGCAUGGACGGCUUCCGUGUGGUAAAGAUCAACGAAGUAGUUCGCAACCUUGACAUCCUCAUCACUGCCACUGGAAACAAGAAUGUGGUCCAGAGGGAGCACAUGGACAAGAUGAAGAACAGCUGCAUCGUCUGCAACAUGGGACACUCCAACACUGAGAUCGAUGUGCAAAGCUUGAGGACUCCUGAGCUGACCUGGGAGAAAGUUCGCUCCCAGGUGGAUCACAUCAUCUGGCCAGAUGGAAAGCGCAUUGUGCUACUCGCUGAGGGACGUUUGGUGAACUUGAGCUGCUCCAGUAUCCCCUCCUUUGUGGUGUCCAUUACUGCGGCAACUCAAGCUUUGGCUCUGAUCGAGCUCUACAACGCCCCUCAUGGGCGCUACAAGAGCGAUGUCUACCUGCUGCCCAAGAAGAUGGACGAGUACGUUGCCAGCCUCCACCUCCCGACAUUUGACGCCCAUCUGACUGAGCUGACUGACGACCAGGCCAAAUACAUGGGCCUCAACAAGGCUGGGCCUUUCAAGCCCAACUAUUACAGGUAUUAACUGCUGUGUCGUCGCAUAGUAGAGCAAGGGAACAGCCGAGCAUUCCAGUGGGCACAGCCGGAACAAGGAAGGGAGGAAAGAAGCCUUGGAACGCACCUGACCGCAGAACAGGAAGGGAACACACGCAUGUGUUGAAAAAGCAAAUGCGAAAGGAGCGACAACCGUAAGGGGGUGGGGGGAGGGGAUACCGGAACGGCUCAGCGAAAGGAGAGGGAGGAAGUGUGAAUCAAUACGUUCAUUUCCCUCUUGUACAUAGGCUAGACUCUCUCUCUUUUAGUGCCUGUUACGAGACAGUGAGAUAUACGUGAAUCGAUGACACUUCUCCCUCUUGUACAUAAACGCUUAUAGACUCUUAGUGCCUGUUCAAGAUGGCGAGAUACCGUAACCUUGCAGCUGAUAAUCCUAGUGGUUAUAUACAUACAGUGUUCUAGAAUGAGCACCGCACCAGUUUGGGAUGUGUAGCCUGACUGGUGUGCAGACAGACACUCUCAAGUUUGCGUCCACUCCCGGAAAUGAGGCUGGGCCCCUCCUGCUUUUCAUUUUGGCUCCGGAUUCCUUACACAGGAGGUGCAACAUCUUUAUUUUUCACACUUUGUGUGAGUUUUGCUGCAACAGCUGUGCUUGACACGGGGAUGUGAUCACAGAGCAAGAAACUGGUGGGAUUGAUUGUGGCAGUCUGUCUUGGCCUUUCGUUAAAAGUGGUUUCGGCACCUGGUUUUGUAAGUGCCACAAUUCAUUACUGGCAGCAGUGAAUGGAUCUUUUUCAUUUAAUGCUAAUCUUUGGAUGACAGAGUUAUACUUCACAUAAAUAUUCCAGUUACACAACUAUGUACCAAGAGCAUGUUUCUUUGUUCACUUAUCAAUUACUGCAUACUAAAUCAUUGUGUGUACAAUCUUAGUCAUUUAGCAUUAACUUCUGCUUUAGCAACAAGCAAGUCUGUUACUCAGUGACUUAUCUAAAUUGUUGAAAGCAGCAGCUCUUACAGCCUUUUGUAAGUUGCUGCUACAAUAAAAUUGUGCUGCGAAGUCUUAACCCUACUGCCGGCGUAGUGCUUUUGCAACUUCCUUAAACUUUCAUUCAUUCACUUGCUGGCUCUUGAAGAAUCGCUUUCAGUGGACCUGAGCCUAACAAUUGAUAUUGGUCUGUUAGGAGAAAUAGUUAUGAUUUGUACGGUGCUAGUGCUUAACCAUUUCUGAGCUGCUUGGGCAAAACCUAAAAACAUCACACAUUUAUCGCACGAAACUUGUCAGAAGUAUUAUUUACCUUGGCAGGGAAAAGGUGUUUAAUUUUCAGCAUGCAUCAUCAUCCAUUUGAGCAGUUCUAUCAGCGAGUUUUGUCCCAAGUGGAUAAUAAGAGGAUAAGAAGGAUUUGAGUGGAUGAUAGGCACAGGCUUUUGUGCAGUAGGUUCCAUGCCCCAGCAUCACUCCUCCGCCAAGUUCUCGUGGAGAGGCUUUGGUCAUGAAUGUUGCCAUGACUGAGAUAAUGUGUGAAACAAUAGGAAGCGCACAUCAAUAGAUGCAAUUUGCAUGGUGGAGCCAUAUGUGGCAGCUGUCAAGCUAUAGCUGAAUGUCUGCAACUGCCAGAUACAGAUGUCAGUGGACAUUUACCAAAUGGGCCAAAAAAAAAGGGAGAAACGCAAUAUUGUAGCUUACCAGCUACUUUUGGAGCCGGUCCUUGAGAUUCAUCUGUUUGGCAAGAAGAAAGGCAGGCAUGAAGUGUAAUAAGAAUUGCACAUCUUUUGCAAUCAUCUUAAAGUUGAGUAUGAUUAUUGGUUAUUUGGCUCUUUUUACAACAGGCACUUACGUACAUCCGGCUUUGACAUCCUGAUAAACCUGCCUGUCAGUGAGAACUUUUUUUGCCAUGGUUUCUAUUAUCUCUUCUUUAGUUUUGAUGGAUGUACGCAGUGGAAACGCAUCCUUUCAAUCCACACUCUAACAAAUUCGGAGAAACCAGGCAAUAGCAUUUUGCCUAUCAUCAGAAAAUGUCAUAAAUCGUAGAAAGAAAACAUGCAUUUCACAGUCUAACAUAAUGGCUUGCCUGUAGUUCGCUAGUGCCUUGGUAUGCAAUUUUAACCUUACAAAUGUAGUGCCCCAUUAUUAAUGGCUGUUCCCACCGCUGCUCACUGCUCGAAACUGCACUAGAGAUUCCCGGUGUUACCCCCCGAUUCUCAGAAAAUGAACUUUUGAUGUGGAAGGCCUGCUAGUAGUCCAGCCUUCACAUUCUGAACCUUUAGUUUGUUUUAUUUGUCAAGCUUAUGCUCUGCCCCCGAGAUGUUUCCGUUUUCAAAGCCAUUCGCUACGGAUUGAACUGUUGCGAGAACGUGGCAUAGGGCCUCAAUAAAAACGAGACUUGUGAAGGGGUACUUGCUGCUUUCGGGGCGGGUCAUUUGUUGCUUAACGUUCAUGUAGCUCUUCCGAACAUGCUACCAGUUGUGCAUAUAUGGGCCCCCGAAUGAUCAAUAGAACUUAGCUGCCCCUUCUUUGCACAUCCAAGCAUGCUUUGUUCUUGCUGGUUCGAAGAGCUGAACUUGGGAGUAGGGUCUUCCGAGCUUUUGCUUUUUCUUCACCGCUGCAUUUUUUUUUUUUGUCCGUCCGUGCUGUUGUGUCACGAGUGUGUGAGACUCCUCAUUCUGUCAAAUCGUCAGUGUAGAAGCCAACGUCUGGCUCCACACCUGUUGACAGUUUUGUCAUUUGCAGUGCCGUUAUUAUACACCUUUGCUAGGGUGGCCAGAGCUUUCCGUUUUUGAAUUGUCCUGAUUGAUCUAUAGUGGCCAUACCACAUUCAUUCGCAGCAUUAUGUAGUCAUGCUUUGCUAUCUAGCUUCGUUGAAGUGUUAUCUAUAUUAUCUUUAUAAUACAUGAACGCAUAACAAGGAAGCGCAACACAACAUUCCCGUGGCACAGGAAGGCAGCGUAGCUCUAAGGUUUGUCUUAACCGCUUUCUGCCAUGCCCUUCGUGUCUUAGACUACUUAGAAAGUAGAGCUGUGUGAAUACUGUGGUAAGUUUAAAUUGUGUGCAAGUGUAGUAGCAGAGAAAAACACAAGGUGUCAGUAAAAUCGCUGACCCACACUUUACAACCAACUAUAAUUUUUUUAAAUUACCCUUGAAGUUUAAAUCCAUUUACUGGUGGCUGCUGUGGCAUCUACACUGCUUCCUUCUUAAUAAGGCUCAUCAUUAUGAGUGUUUGUUAUCUGCAUUCAUAUUUUGCAUUAAAAAUGAAGUAAUAUUUGGUCUUCAUUUAACUUUUGUAAUGCUUGCGUUAUUCCGCUAUUCGUCGGAUGUCUCAUUAGUACACACUUUAAAUACGUGGAACUUUUGAUGUCCAUGUUAGAACCUGCGCCACCUAGAAUUGCUUGUAAAUUUUUCAUUUUUACUUAUUCGCACAGGCCUACUUGAAAGAGUAAAGCAAUUUAUGCUCUUAGCUGGUUUCAUCACAUAUAAGGGGCUUUCUUGCUGUCGCAAUGCACGCUCUGCCUUGUGUGGGGAAGAAGUGUGGAAUGCCCCAGUGAUUCUCCGAUAUGUCCACACGGGGCUUUCAGCUGUGUCGCAUAUUGUAUUUGCAUUUUGUCAUUCCCGUCAGCUAAGACACACUCCUUGCAUUUAAAUGCAUUCAAUGCAUCAAGAUACUGAGAAAACUUGGAGAAAGAGAGAAGUCUUGCAAUGAUUUGGCAGAUUGUCUUUUUUUCUAUGCCCACGAAGUUUGUGACACUGUGAAUCCAGUAUGUUGGUUCAGUCUGGCAUUUCUUUGCUUUGUGUCUUCAUUGCUAAUGAAUGUACUGCCUUUAACCCCUUCUGUGUUUCUAUUUUUGUCGAGAGUUGCAAGAAAUAUAUAUUAUUUUUCUGCUGUUGAAAUGUUGCAGCACUGAAAACACAUUAUAGCACCAGAAAUGCAAAUUACUUUAAAAUGUCGCUGCUAUUGCCUCUUGUGUUUGUUUAGUUUUGGCAUAUGUGUACGCUUUACCAAUCGGAGGAGUUCCACCAUGUUACUUGGUACAAUAUUGCUUCCAUUUUUCGCUCAUAAGAGCAGAAGUGCAAUUAAUCAUAAGUGGAAUUACAAUGAAAUGCAAUUGCAGCUAUCAUCUUAUGCAUGUUGGAUGCGUGCGCCGCAUGUAUUUGCACUGGCAGGCCUCGAUAUGAAGCAAAUGCAUGCUGCUGAAAUUUCCUUUUGGAAUACUGUACUGACACAGUAUCUUGUUGCCCUCUAUGUGGAACAUUUGAAAGAGAUAGGGUGAGCCCUCUGCUUUGUGAAACGCACUAGAAAGUGUGCACACUCAAGAUUUGCUCACCCUAAUUAGUUUUUAGUAAAAUUGCACAGACAUGAUCCGUUAGUCCAUAACACGGAGGGGGUUAAUGUGCAGAAGUUGAACUAAAGAAUUGGGGACAGUGAAGAUGCUGCUUAAGUAGAACUUGUAUGAAAUUUACAUUUGUAAAUUGUAGCUUUGGCUGCUGAGAUGCUCUCCAGACUGCCAAGGCAAGGCUUUUAAGAUUGCCGUUCUAGCUGGCUGAUUAAUCAUCUGAUGCUUUCAGUUGUUUGCAGCUGCACCUGUGCUGGUGUUUUAAUACAAAAUGCCACUUGAGGUCUUUGCAGACUGGAAUUCGUCGCGACAUAGUGUCACUUUUUUCGUGACUAGGACAGAAAAUUUGAGCUGCAAUACUAUAUUCAGUUAAUGGGAGCUCAGUACACAUCAGAAUGCUGUCUUUUGUAGUGAUAUUCAGAAAGGUCAGCCAUAUAACCCCUUAUCAUAUAGCAGGCUGUAACUCUGUGGAAAGUAGACGCAUACAGCCCCUGAGUUUCAUGUUUACACGAAGCUUUAUGCACACUGCUCUUUGCUUUUAUGUACUAUGAUUUGCAUUUGCUUUCUGCAAGGCUAGCUGCUUCAAUGCAUCCCAUUGUUUUGGUGUUGUCAGUGCCAUUGUCCACUGCUUUUCUUGCUAUUGAUUGGUGCAAGCAUUUUGGUGCAAGUGUUUGGGAGUGAUUCUGCCGGAGACGCCUUUUUUGCUACAGUUUGUGUUUACUUUACCCUACAUUUUGUGGGAAAUCUUUCACAGAGACAAUGAUGGCUGCAGAGACCGAAGGGCUUCUGCAGCUUGCGAAGAGCUGUUGCUCAGAAGUGCUAGGUUGGUGUCGUACGGAGACAACAUCUUGGGAAGCGUUGGGAGCUCUGCUGCGGCAAUUUGCUGAUAGAGAGAGACAUGGGAGAGGAUGGAAAGGAGACGCAGGAUUUGAAAACUUCACACAAACUCUGGUUUCCAUGCCUUUCAUUUGUUGCAAUUUUUGUUGUCUGGUUGCUCCGCUUACGCCUUUCUUUCUGUCUUCUGUAUGUUGUAACACUAUAUUGUUUUUUGAUAGUAAAAUAUUGUUUUUCAAUAUGA